AUGUCCUGGUCAUCACUGCUUGGGACCAGCGUCCUUCUGGCAGUUAUCUACUACUUGAUCAUACUGCCCAUCUAUAACAUUUACUUCCAUCCUCUUCGGAAGUAUCCCGGUCCAAAGCUGUUCGUAGCAUCCAGUCUGCCGUGGGGCUUCUGGUAUCGUAGUGGUUUCUGGCACGAAAAGAUCGAGGAGCUCCACAAACAGUACGGACACAUCGUGCGUGUCGCUCCGGACGAACUUUCCUUUGACAUUCCCGAGGCGUGGGAUGAGAUAUACUGCCGUCAAGAUACCAAGAUUGAGAAUCGACGACCGGAGUUUUUCAUCUCUUCCAAGUUGCACUACAUCAUCUCGGCAAAAGAUUCCGACCAGAGGAGAAUGAAGAACAAACAUGGACUUGUUCAUCGACCAGAUUCGACAGGAAUCGGUGUAGCGAAGAAGCCCAUCAAUCUCAUGCGUUGGGUGAACUACCUUACCUUCGACAUCAUUGGGGAACUUCUAUUUGGCAAGACCUUUGGGUGCGUGGCAGGCAAUGAAAGGUUUCGAGCAUGGCAGGAUCUCCUCAUCACCAACUUGCAGCUCCUGCACACUAUAUGCGUCUCUAAACGGAUUUGGAUAUUCUGGCUGGCGAUGCCAUGGAGAGACGUAUACACCUUGCUUACGCAGUUUACGCACUUUGACAAGCUCAUCGGAAACAUCGUGAAUGAGAGGCUUGCAGGGAAAGCACCUGACCGGACUGACCUCUUCGAGCUGAUGAAGCAAGGGAGGGGUGGCAAUUGCAUGACGCAAGAAGAGAUCCUCGCAAAUUCGAAUUUGCUUACUUUUGCGGGUUCCGAGAGCUCAGCCAAUUCUACAGUAUCGCUUUUGUACCGCAUUUCAUCGGAUGCAACGCUGAAGGCCAGAUUGCUGCGAGAGCUGCGAGCGAAUUUCAAGAGCGAAGAUGAGAUGACCAGCACUAAGGCAAUGACAUUGCCCUUCCUCAGGGCUGUUAUCGAAGAAGGACUGCGCCUGCAUCCUGUCACCCCAAAUGCUCUAUGGCGAAUAACACCAAAACAAGGCAACAAGAUUUUCGAUGACUGGAUUCCUGGAAAUACCGUGCUCAGUAUUCAUCACCGAGCGAUGUAUCGAAGUGAACACAACUUCAAGAGAGCUCAGGAAUUCAUUCCCGAGCGUUGGAUGCCCAAUUCGGACAUCUAUUCUGAAUUUGCAAGUGAUCGAAGGGACGCUUUUCACCCGUUCUCUUGCGGCCCCAGAAUGUGUCCAGCCAGAAACUUGGGAUACGCUGAAAUCAGCAUCAUUCUGGCACGAAUACUUUGGAACUUCGAGAUCGUUGUCGCCGAGGAGAGUAGGCAUUGGCGUGAGAACCUCAAGGGCUGGGUGCUGUGGGAGAAGCGUCCUUUCUGGCUCUACCUGAUUCCACGUGAGGAAUACGAGGGCAAUGAGGCCAAAAUUGCCGAACCAGGAAAUGAUCACGGCACCUCAUAG
Messenger RNA from Pseudocercospora fijiensis CIRAD86, 1479 nucleotides. RefSeq lists its product as uncharacterized. The coding region runs from base 1 to 1479 and encodes 492 amino acids. The transcript has 6 exons. The record is from RefSeq and is a predicted model, not a curated record. Gene Ontology annotation, molecular function: iron ion binding; heme binding; monooxygenase activity. Lineage: Eukaryota; Fungi; Ascomycota; Dothideomycetes; Mycosphaerellales; Mycosphaerellaceae.